UAGAAACACACAAAUAGAUGCCAUCUUUUUGCUCUCAUUGAACUUCUUGUGCUGAAACCGAGCUGUUUUUUUUUUUUCACUCACCUACUCAAACCACACUAAGAACACCUUUUCUUUGCUGCGUCUUUCACACAUCUGCAACAUGUGCUUUCUGACAGCUGCCCUGCUGUUUUAUUUACUUGAUUCCAUUUCCUGUGUUCAGUUUGUGGCGCCGCUGAACAUGGGAGGAGUCACAGGGUACGUGCAGUUUGACUCCAUCGCCCAGACAGCCACUGUCAAUGUGUCUGGAGCUGGAUCCUGUGGUCCACUUAACUUUUCCCUCAGCGAGUUCCCAGUCAUGUAUGGCCAUUUUGCUCAACCUUGCUCAAGAGCAAAUAUCGGCUCCAGCGUUUUUAACUUCACAGCUGAUCCAAACUCCAAUAUCAAUGUGUCAGGUCUCUUUGAUCAAAGACCAAACCUAGACGACUUCUCGCUGACUUUGCAGACAUGUAACAGCACUAAAGUUUGCACAGUUGUAAGUCAGGGACAAACUCGCUUAACUCGUCAGGCCAGGUUCACAGGACCAAUCGCUGGUAAUAUUUAUAUCCGCCUCAACACAGGAGAGACGAACCCAAGGCUUCUUGUAGACCUUGUUACAAUCGGUCAGGUUAAUGCCUCACAAACCAAUAUCACUCUCUUUGGAUCUACGAGCAUGGCCGCAAACUGUAAUGUUUUACUAGGAAGCUUAAACACCUCCGCUUUGACCUCUUUGGGUGUGGUGAAGGUCGGAACCCCUUUGCAAUCUGAGAAGACACGUCUAGACCAGUUCAGUUUCAACAUCAGCACUACUCGCUUUCUGUUCUACCGCAUAGAGUCAGGUCACAAGUGUGCUCAGAUCUAUAAUGUGUCAGAGAAACGGGUGACUGCUGCUGUGAAUAUGAGAGGGAUCAAAGGAUACUUCAGCUUCCGUCAAGCUUCCCCAUUUGAUACGACAGAGUUGAGGGUGAACCUCACUAACUUACAGAACAAAGUUGGCACCUACCAUGUCCACCAAUUUCCUGUCCCUUCAGUCAGGUCUCCUCAAUCAAGCCAGUGCUCGAAUGCUAGUGUGGGUGGCCACUUGAACCCAUUCCAAGUUAACACUGCUGACCCAUCAUACCCGAGGGUUACUGGGUCAACACAUGACAGGUAUGAGAUUGGUGACCUAAGCGCCAAGCAUAUGUCCCUUGCCAAUAGAAACGAGGUGGAUGAGGUGUUCACAGACUUCAACCUCCCUCUGUUUGGACAGAACAGUAUCGUAGGUCGCUCAGUUGUGAUUCACCAAACAAACGGCGACAGGUAUGCUUGCGCCAGCAUCAGCUAUCCUGGUGAAGUGAUCGUUGCCAGAGCUAGGUUUCAGAGCCCUGUGAUUGGUGAGAUCUGGUUCACCCAGUUGAAGAACAAUCCUCUGUCUGACGUAUCCAUCUUCACGGAUCUGUUGUAUGGAAAUUCCACAAUGACAGCAACCAGAAACCACAACUGGCAUGUUCACACCUAUCCCAUUAGCUCAGAGAGGGAUGAUGAUGAAAGGCGCUGCAGCACAACAGGUGGACACUGGAACCCCUUUAACAUAAGCACAGGAGACAGCAGCUAUGCCCUCCACUGUGCCCCAUCCAGAUCCUUAUCCUGUGAGGUGGGAGACAUGUCUGGCAAACACAGUACCAUCAACCUUGGCACCAAAGUGGGUGGAGUGGAAGCAAAAAACUUCUUCACUGAUGUCACUUCCUGGUUGCCUGGGUCAGGCAUUAUUGGUCGUUCCGUGGUCAUCCAUCAAGCAGAAAGAGGAGGGCCAAGAAUCGCUUGUGCCAAUGUUACAAUGGUGCGGGUCCUCAAAGCUAGCUUAGGUAGCUGGUUUGGCCCUGGGAUGUCCAACGGCCAAGUGCUGUUCUCCCAGGCUGUCCCACAAGGCCCCACAACUAUAAAUGUAUCCCUGAUGAACCUGAACACCAUAGCUGGGGGUUACCAUGUUCAUAUACUGCCCAUCAAACCUGGCAGCGAAGAGCCUUGCUCCAAUGCAAACAUCAUGGGCCACUUCAACCCAUUAGCCUGGAACGUAUCAAACUCUCCAUCACCAGGUAAUGGCACUGUGGACCAGUAUGAGAUCGGAGACCUCAGUGGGAAGUUUGGGAUGCUGAAUGACCUAAACCAGCUUGAGGCUCUUUACAUGGACCCUAACAUGCCAUUAACUGGACCCUACAGCAUCGUGGGAAGGUCAGUGGUGGUUCACCACGCCAACACAUCGAGACUGAGGUGUGCUAACAUCUUGGCUGACAGAGAUACAGAUGGACAAUUCAUUAUUGCCAAGGCUGUUUUCAACGGUACAGUGACAGGGACAGUCCGACUGCGCCAGCAGAUGUUUCCUGAUGGGAGUACCAGUGAUAUCACACUGGACGUGUCCCUUCAAUCAGUAGCAAGAGAAAAUCCGACUGAGGUGUCCUUGUUCAUCACCAGCAACCGCAUGGGCGCUGACAGCCAGUGCAAGAAUGUGGGAGGCACGUACAAUCCCUUCAACAUGACAUCAUCGAACAGCUGUUCAUUACAAUAUCCUCUGAGCUGUGUGGUGGGGGAGAUAUCCACAAGGCAAGGCCCUUUCAGGCUGACAGAGGGUCAGCUCUACACUGACAGAAUCAUCCAGCUCUCUGGAGACAACACAGUGGUCCACAGGUCUCUGGUGCUGAAGAACGGAAGCAGAAUCAUCGCAUGUGCUGACAUCCUCCCAGAAUCCCCUUCAGCAGAGCAGACCUUUCUCAGAGUGACUAACUUCAGCAGAUAUGACUUCCGUAGGAGGGUUGCAAAUGUCCUGCAGUUGGAAAUGGCAAGAGUCACCAUCCUCCCCAGCUCUCCCCUCUCUGCAGCAGGUGGAAGGUGCCAGCAAGUCAACUUCAUGGUGUCUGGGAGUGUCAGCACAGAACUUCUGAGGUCUGUCAAAACCAGUGAGCUGAUGGGCAUGUUCAGAGAGUCUGAUUCAUGUACAGAUGUGACGCCUUCACCAAGUGCAGUUUCGCCACUGGUGCCAGGAAGUUUUCUUCUUGGCUUGAUGUUCGCUGCCGCCUGCCUGCUGCCUUCUACAGCUUAUUUAUAGCUCAGAGGUUCAGCCGUGCCAUGCAUCAUCAGAAGGGAUACAUGGAGCCUCCCGUUGUAAAAUUGUGAAUAUGUUUAUGAAAUCAAGCGCACCAUGUGGUACAAUGGUCAUCUGAUAAAUUAGCAAACAAAUAAUGACUGUAUAGCUUCAUUUUUUUCCCACAACAAAUAUUGCUCAUGUUUUAUUCAUUUGGACUGUUAAAAGGGUGAGGGGGGUUAAUGUGUUACAUUUUUCAGAUUCCCAGACUUUUAAUAUUCAUGUAUGCACUAUCUAUGAAUCAAUGUCAAAUUUUGUGUAAAUAUAUGGAAAAUUGUGAA
Molecule: messenger RNA, 3417 nt
Organism: Seriola dumerili (greater amberjack)
Lineage: Eukaryota; Metazoa; Chordata; Actinopteri; Carangiformes; Carangidae
Gene: cusr
Exons: 10
Coding region: 143-3100 (985 amino acids)
Biological process (GO): superoxide metabolic process
Molecular function (GO): metal ion binding
Source: RefSeq, a predicted model, not a curated record